AUGAACACUGAUAAGUUGUCAUCUACAGAUAUUGAAGCAAAACUAAAAUUUUCUAAGCCGAUACUGAGCGAUAAACCGGUCAUCGGCAUGCCGGACGAUCCGGUACCGCAAGAUGUAUGUAUGUAUUUUGUGAAUAUUCUAGGGAUAACCAGUUUUAUGGAACGCUAUGCAAGAGAAAUUAAAUGGCAAAAAGAAAAGAAAAUGGAAACAAAUCGGGCCGAUUCUUUUACCGAAGAAGUUCGCCAGAAAUGGUUUAAGAAUUUGAAAGAAAUAAUGAUACAAUUAAAUAUCAUGAACAAGCCAGAGCAAAUCUGGAACGUUGACGAAUCAGGAUUCUUGGAUGAAACCAAAGAAGAUUUGAUCGUGGUUAAAAAAGAAGAAAGAGAAACGUUUACGAAAACAGCCGGAUCUGGAAAAUCGUUCACAACAACGUUAUUAUAUAUUAAUGCUGCCGGUACAAUACUUCCACCGCACAUUAUCUUCAAAGGCAAAAAUUUGUAUAACAGUUGGUGCAGCCACGGCCCUGAUGGUGCCCAAUAUGGUGCUACAGAUAGUGGUUGGAUUGAUACGAUUACAUUUGUAUGGUGGUUUGAGCACGUAUUUAUCAAAUGUACAACAGCUGUUGAUAAACCUAUAUUGUUGAUAAUGGAUAAUCAUAGUUCACAUGUAAGUGUUUGUACAAUUGAAUUAGCGAUGGCAAACCAGAUAACGUUGCUACUGUUACCACCUCAUUGUACUCACGGUUUGCAACCAUUAGACAACACAUCGAACAACGAUCAGCAAAAGUCAUUUUUCUGCAUGAUGAAACAGUUGUUUCAAAUAUCAUUUACUAAACGUCAAAUAGUGUCUACAUUUGCUCAUGCUGGCGUUUGGCCGUUUGAUGAUACUGCAAUGGCUCAUAAAAUCGUUAAAAAAUCAAUACCACCAUAUAACAGCGCAAUACCAUCGUCGACACCGUUAAUAAAUAAUGUUUCAACGUUCUCAACUGAUAAUAUUCAAUCAGCAGCAAGUCUCACACAUAGUUCAUUGGCAAAUCAUCUCAUUCCAACGACAAUAGCUAAUUUGUUGUCGAGAAACACACUUUCCUCAUUAUCCUUUACAAAUGUUGCUUCAAGUGUACCUUUACAGUAUACGAAUAAUCUUAGCCCUGUGACAACGUCGGACAUUGGGAACACAACACCAUUACAAUGCUCCACAUCUUCUCUCAAUUUACUCAAUCAAUCACUAAAUCCACCAUCACCAUCUUCGUCAGUGCAAAAUUCGAUGCUGGCUGCGAGAAGUUCGAAACGACAGUUAGUAUCUGCACCUACAACCAGAACGACCGGUGCAAAGCGUGGAAGACGAGCGCCUUCAAGGUAUUCACGGUUCAAUGAUUUAGAUUCGUUAUUUGAUUCAGACGAGGCUGAUACACGUGAUACAAUGGUUAAUACAAAUGCAUUAACAAAUAUCGCUACUGUUACCAGCAUCACACCCAUUGCAAAUAAUAUUACUAACGUAAGCAGUACGCAUACAUCAAUGGGUUUAUCGAUUGAGUCCAAAUCGGCAGUACGAACAAUCGUGAAAAGUCAUUUUAGUCAACACACGACAAUACCAAUACCAGCAGUACGAAGUCAAAAACGCCUUGAUCGUAAAUUUGGUUAUAUUGCUACUCACGCAUCGGUUUUGCAUGAAUGCAAUAUCAAUGAAAGUGAAAAGGCCAAAAAAACGGUCAAACGAAAUCUCAAGAAAAAAAUAAAUAUAUCUGGAAAAGAAAAUCAACAAACUGUUCUACAAGCAAUAAGCAUACCACCACCCACUCAAUGUACUGUUAAUCUUCUUUCUCAUCUUCAGGCGUGA
This is a messenger RNA of Didymodactylos carnosus, 1836 nucleotides long. Lineage: Eukaryota; Metazoa; Rotifera; Eurotatoria; Philodinida; Philodinidae. The record is from the annotation of a GenBank genome assembly.